AUGCCUGCAUCACAGCUCAAGAGGCUCAAGGCCUCUCUCCGAGAUCAAGGCAUUGUCGGACCGCAACAAUCUAAGAAGCAAAAAAAGAAGAAUGCCCAAGAUGAGCGCGGCCGGAACGACAGACGUCUCCAGCGCGGUGCCGCUCUCGAGAACAUCCGCGAGCAGUUUAACCCGUUCCAGUUCAAGACAAAUGCACGAGGCCCAAAAUUCGAAGUCACUACCAACAAGCCCGAGAAGAAAAAGGGGAUACUCGGUCGUCCAGGAAUGGCCAAGGCGUUGGGCGAGGAGAGACGGAAAGAGACACUUUUGGUCGAGAUGCAGCGGCGCAACAGGACUGGUGGCAUCUUCGACAGACGGUUUGGAGAGGGCGACCCUAACAUGACGCCUGAGACAGCCGCCGCUCACCGUUUUGCAAUGGAGAAACAGAGGGCACACAAGAAGACCUCUAUGUUCGACCUGGAAGAGGACGAUGACCUGUCGCAGGGCAUCAGUCUGACGCACGCGGGAAAGUCUCUUACUUUUGGCGACGACGGAGAGCUCUUGGAUGACUUCGACGAGGAGUUCUCGGAGGACGGAUCCGAUAUGUCAGACCUCGAGGAGCACAACAGGAAACGCCUGAAGCGGUUGCGGGACCAGGUCGCUCUCCACGAGGGAGGUGACCAGGAGGAGCCCGAGAGAAAGAAAACGAAGAAAGAAGUCAUGGAGGAGGUCAUUGCCAAAUCCAAACUUCACAAGUACGAGCGGCAAGCAGCCAAGGAGGACGACGAGGAUCUGAGGCUGGAGCUAGACAAGGAGACGGCGGACAUACGGAGGCUGUUGCUCGGACAGAACCGGAAGGACGUAGAAAGAACACGGAACGGCGAAAAGCAGGACGAUUUGAAAGCGAUCGCCAUCCCUGGCGUCGACAAAGACGCAUUCGAGAAGGACUACGACCUUGCUGUCAAGAAGAUGGUGGCAGACAAGCGGGCGAAACCAACCAUGAGAACGAAGACUGAGGAACAGGUUGCUGAGGAGCAAUCCAAUCGCCUCCGUGAGCUUGAAGAGAAGAGACUCAAGCGUAUGAGAGGCGAGGAAGUGCGCGACUCCGAGGAAGAGGAAGAUGACGACGAUUCCGACAACAACAAGGCCAACAAAAGACCAGCCGUGGAGAUCAUUAGAGACAACGGCGGCAGCAGCGAAGAUUUUGGACUCGGAAAGGGCAUCAAGAUGCGGCCGACAGCUACGGAGCUCGGAUUCGAUGAUGAGGACGACUUCAUAAUCGACGAUGAUCUGGUUGCGAGUGGCUCCGACAUUGAAGACGUUGACGACGACGAUGCAUUCGAUGAGAGCGACGUUGAGGGAGCAGAAGAAUUCGAAGACGAUGAGGAUGACGAGUUCACGAAGGGGCUACUCACCGAGAGUGAGAGUAAGGAUGCUGUCUUCAGCGAAGCCAAACAUGGCCAAGAUGGCGGACGCGCUGAGGACGGACUGCCUUACACGUUCCCGUGCCCGCAGACUCACCCUGAAUUCCUGGCGGUCAUACAGGACAUCCCGCUCUCCAAGGUUCCGACCGUCAUCCAGCGCAUACGGGCCUUGUACCACCCCAAGCUUCUGAGUACAAACAAGGAGAAGCUUGGAAACUUCUCCAGAGUCCUGGUACAGCAUAUUGCUCACAUGCAGGACGUCUCCGGCGAGGACCUCUACGCCGUUCUCGAGCUGCUGAUACGACAUGUGCAUUCUCUAGCGAAAAUGUUUCCUAUCGAAAUUGCCAAGGAAUUCCGAUCAUACCUGGAGGAGAUGGAGAACGACCGACCCUUACAUCCGAGCCUCGGAGAUCUGUACAUUCUGACAGCUAUCGGGUCUAUCUUCCCAACGUCGGACCACUUUCACCAAGUCGUCACGCCGGCUAUGCUAUCCAUGGGACGCUUCUUAGGCCAGAAGAUUCCAGGCAGUCUGGCAGAUUAUGCCACUGGAACAUAUCUGUCCACAUUGGCUGUACAGUAUCAGAAGCUUGCGAAGCGCUAUGUGCCCGAAGUCAUGAACUUCACUCUGAACACGAUCUGUGCGCUGGCACCUGCGCAGGCUCGGGCGCAGCUUGGGGCUUUCCCCGUUCACGAACCAGCAGCCGCCAUACGGACAACGAAUGCGAAGGGGGUCUCAGUUCGUAAACUUAAGAGCUAUGACUGCUCAGCGGCGAAGGAAGACGACUCCAGCGAGACGGCAAAAUCGUUAAAGGUCGCGCUUCUGAGUGCCAACAUCUCCCUGCUGCAAGCAGCGUCCGAAACUUGGACGGGAAAGGCGUCUUUCCACGAGACUUUCGAGCCUGCCGCCAAGACUCUGAAGCAUCUCACCUCCAAAGUCAAUCGGACACACCUACCAGAUGCUCUGCUCCAGGAGGCCGAGCGGACGGCCACGCACUUGUCGCGCGCUAUGAAGGUUGCCACGCUAUCACGACGGCCACUAGAGCUGCAUAAUCACCGACCCCUGGCCAUCAAGACGUACAUACCCAAGUUCGAGGAUGACUUCGAUCCCGACAAGCACUACGAUCCGGACCGGGAGCGGGCGGAGCUGGCCAAACUCAAGGCAGAGCAUAAGAAGGAGCGCAAGGGGGCGAUGCGCGAGCUGCGCAAGGACGCCAACUUUCUGGCCCGCGAAAAGCUUCGCCUCAAGAAGGAGAAGGAUGCGGCAUACGAGAAGAAAUACAAACGACUUGUUGCGGAGAUCCAAGGCGAGGAGGGACACCAGGCCAACCUGUACGACAAGGAAAAGUCAGCCAGGAAGAGGGCCAAGAACCGGUAA
Molecule: messenger RNA, 2778 nt
Organism: Cryphonectria parasitica EP155
Lineage: Eukaryota; Fungi; Ascomycota; Sordariomycetes; Diaporthales; Cryphonectriaceae
Product: Nop14-like protein
Exons: 1
Coding region: 1-2778 (925 amino acids)
Biological process (GO): maturation of SSU-rRNA
Cellular component (GO): nucleolus; Noc4p-Nop14p complex; small-subunit processome
Source: RefSeq, a predicted model, not a curated record